This is a messenger RNA of Daphnia pulicaria, 764 nucleotides long. Its product is annotated as bromodomain-containing protein DDB_G0270170-like. The record is from RefSeq and is a predicted model, not a curated record. The coding region runs from base 118 to 615 and encodes 165 amino acids. The transcript is spliced from 3 exons. Lineage: Eukaryota; Metazoa; Arthropoda; Branchiopoda; Diplostraca; Daphniidae.
CAAGUGUAUAAGAGUAGUGUUUUGGAACUAGCUGUGUCUCAGUUGCAUUCUAGUUCGCAACAAAAAUCCAUCGUUAACUCAGUACAUCAAUUCAACAUAAUUUGAAUUAAUUGCAGAAUGAAAACACUGAGCUUCGUAUUGUUAUUAGCAGUGCUAAUAUCGUUCUGUGAUGCUGCCCAAAACGAGUUUGGUGAUAAAAAGGAAUUGCUGCGUUAUCCGAGAAAUGUAGAAGCUACCUGGAAAAAAUUUAUGGGUCGUCUCCUGAAAAACAUUAGAACUACUCGUGAAGCUGAAAAGCGCGAGUUGAAUUUAUCCAAAGAACCUUCGGCUGCCAUCGAGAAAAAGCAAGAAGAAGGCGUCGGUGUCGAAGACAAAAUUAAAACCAACGAUAGCAAAGUUAGCCUUUCCUGUGGUCCAGUUUGGGGGGGCUGUACGAUCACGGCCACUGAGAGCAACACCGAUCAUGUCGGCAACAGCAGUAGCAGCGUGGACAGUAGCCAUAACAGCAGCAACAGCAACAGCUCCAAUGGUAGUACGAGUACCUCAGGUGGAGGCGGCACUGCUACCAGCAAUAAUAGCAGCAGCAGUAGCAGUAGCAGUGGCAAAAAAAAGUGAAAUUAUGUCGAGAAAGAGUAAAGGACAUAAUUUGCAAUUUGUAACAUAACCAAUUUUUGUUAAACCUGAAAAUGUUAAAGUUUGAAUACAAGUUGUUGUAGAAUAGGUCUGUCUGGUGCAGGCUAUUCGACAAUAGAAUGGAACCAGAA